This is a messenger RNA of Panicum hallii, 2894 nucleotides long. Its product is annotated as protein indeterminate-domain 1-like. Gene Ontology annotation, molecular function: DNA-binding transcription factor activity. The transcript is spliced from 4 exons. The coding region runs from base 237 to 2585 and encodes 782 amino acids. Gene Ontology annotation, cellular component: nucleus. The record is from RefSeq and is a predicted model, not a curated record. Lineage: Eukaryota; Viridiplantae; Streptophyta; Magnoliopsida; Poales; Poaceae.
AGCCGCAAAAAUAAUCGCCAAAAGAGAUAGAUAGAGAGAGAGAGGAGAGAGAGAGAGAGGAGAGACGCGAGGGCCGGGGGUGGAGGAAGAGGAAAAAAGAAGAGCGAGAGAGAGAAAAAAAAUCCCCGUCCACCGCUCCCCGCCGCCGCGCGCUUCCCGGGCCGGAGCCGGCGCGAGUGCUGGGAUUCAGUGAAGCGGGCCGCGCGGGAGCCGGGGCGACGGAUCGAGCGGCAGCGAUGACGCCGCACCCGACGGAGCCGGAGGCGGGGCCCGAGCAGGCGGCGCCGGCGCCGGAGGCGGCGCUCCCCUUGGCGGCGGCCGCGCCGGCGCCGGUCAAGAAGAAGCGGAACCUCCCCGGGACGCCAGAUCCGGACGCCGAGGUGAUCGCGCUCUCGCCGGGGACGCUGCUGGCGACGAACCGCUUCGUCUGCGAGGUGUGCGGGAAGGGCUUCCAGCGGGACCAGAACCUGCAGCUGCACCGGAGGGGGCACAACCUGCCCUGGCGCCUGCGGCAGCGCGGGCCCGGCGCCGCGCCGCCGCGCCGGCGGGUCUACGUGUGCCCCGAGCCCGGGUGCGUGCACCACUCCCCGGCCCGCGCGCUCGGCGACCUCACCGGGAUCAAGAAGCACUUCUGCCGCAAGCACGGGGAGAAGCGCUGGGCCUGCCCGCGCUGCGGUAAGCGCUACGCCGUCCAAGCCGACCUCAAGGCGCACGCCAAGACCUGCGGCACCCGCGAGUACCGCUGCGACUGCGGCACGCUCUUCACCAGACGGGACAGCUUCGUGACGCACCGCGCCUUCUGCGGAGCCCUCGUGGAGGAGACCGGCAGGGUGCUGGCGCCGCCAUCGCCUCGGCCGCCUGAUUUGGAGGCUGAGGAGGAUGUGGACAAGGACAAGGAGAAGGGGCGUGAGGAAGAGGAGAAUGAGGACUCUGCAGUGGCCGCGGAGCAGCCUCAGCGUGUGGAGGCACCGAUGCCGGAAGCGCCGCAGCGCAUUCCGUUACCACCUCCAUUGCCACAGGAACCACUGCGCCGUCCGUCUCCACCCCCAUUGCCAAAGGAGCCGCUGUGCCGUCCGUCUCCACCUCCAUUGCCGAAGGAGCUGCUGCGCCGUCCGUCCCCACCUCCAUUGCCGAAGGAGCCGCCGCGCCGUCCAUCCCCACCUCCAUUGCCAAAGGAGCUGCCGCGCCGUCCGACCCCACCUCCAUUGCCAAAGGAGCCACAGCUCUUUCCCUCGCCACUUCCAUUUCCACUGGAGCAGCGGCCAGUUGUCGCAGUGGUGCCAAAUGUGGAUGACCCAGAGGUGGUUGCUGAGACAGCUGUGGCUGCCAAAUUGGAGGAUGAAGCUGAUCAAGACGAAGACACAUGCUUCCAGGAAGCUGAUCAAUACAAGGAAGCUGAACUUGAGGUCUCCAAUCUGAUGGACAAGGACACUCCAAUGCUUCCUUGCUUCCUCCCAUCACCCUCAGAGGCCAUUGGUACCGAUGGGAGCAGCACCACCUGUGGUGCCGGCGGCAGUGUUUCCAAUUCUAUCGCGCCAUCUACAACAACCAAUACUUUUGCCGGUCUGUUUGCGUCAGCCACAACAAGCACCACUUCCCAGAGCAGAUCUCUGCGUGAUCUCAUCGGUGUUGAUCCCACCUUCCUUUGCCUUGCUAUCGGUGCACCCUCCUCUCUGUUCCCACAGACAAGCCCAAGCAAUCCAGGCACUUUCGCUGCACCUCCGGCCCCUCACAUGUCCGCGACUGCGCUCCUGCAGAAGGCAGCCGAAGUUGGAGCUUCGCAAUCAAGCUCAUCGUUCCUGAAGGAAUUCGGGCUUGCCUCUUCCUCCACAUCGUCACCUCCAUCGAAGCAGCCACCUCACGGGAGGUUCACUGAAAACAGCGCGCUACCGUGGCACCACCGCAGUAAUCAGCACAUGGAGAUGGAGCGCCAUCGGAAUCAUCAGCAUAGGGAGAUGGAGUCCAGUUCUCAACCGUGGCACCACCGGAGUACUCAGCAAAUGGAGAUGGAGCACCACCGGAACAAUCAACAAAGGGAGAUGGAGUCGAGUUCGCAACGGUGGCACCACCACCGGAGUGAUCAGCAAAUGGGCAUGGAGCGCCUCCGGAGUAAUCAGCAAAUGCAGAUGGAGUCCAGCACGCAUCGAUGGCCGCACCACAGGAGCAAUCAGCAAAUGGAGGUGAGUAAUCAGCAAAUGCAGAUGGAGUCCAGCACCCAACGGUGGGCGCACCACAGGAGCAGUCAGGAAAUGGAGGUGAUGGAGCGGCACCACCGGAGUGGUCGGCAAAUGGAGAGGGAGUCCAGGGCAAUGCUAUCUGGGGGUCUAGGCCUUGGUCUCGCAUACGAAAGUGGAAAUUCAGGGUUGCCGGACCUGAUGAUGGGCCCAUCGCCACUGUUCGGUCCCAAGCCUGCUACGCUGGACUUCCUUGGGCUUGGCAUCGGAGGGACCAUGGGCGGCUCCACGGCCAACGGUGGCCUCCCGGCAUUGAUGGUUGGAGGAGAGCUGGACAUGGGGCCUUCGGCACAGGUGCCGGCGCCAUGGGAGGACGCCAAGAGGAAGACCAACGGCCGCACGAUCCUGUGAGGUUUUCGUUUUUUCUGUAACCUUGGGGGUUUCGUGCCUCGGCUCGCUCAUUCUUUCAGUCUCAGUCGCAGCUGUGUUGGUAGAGCUAGAAACUCUGUACAUAGCUCGAUGCUUCUCCCAAUCCUGCAAUUCUGUCUGAAAAAAAAAACGAAUCGAAGCUGUUAUUAUAGCCAAAAUUCGAUCCCGGCAAGAUGGAACCUGACAUUUGAUGCGAUGCCCCGUUGCUUUUAAGAUGUGACGAGGUAACAGGGUAAGUAGUCGCCUUUAUUACCGAGAUCUUCGGUGCUAAUCGAGUACUGUUUUUGGAAA